Molecule: messenger RNA, 1415 nt
Organism: Rhagoletis zephyria (snowberry fruit fly)
Lineage: Eukaryota; Metazoa; Arthropoda; Insecta; Diptera; Tephritidae
Source: RefSeq, a predicted model, not a curated record
UUCGAUUCGAAAGAAAAUUUGUUCGCUUUCGAACGAUUGGUACUCUGAAAGCACCUUUCGAGUAACAUUCGUUCGAUGUUCGAAUUCCAUUCUGUUCCCUUCGAAUUUUCUUUAUCCCCUUUCGAAUUUUCGAAAAUUUGGUACUCCCUGCAUCGAAAGCAAAUGUCAAAAUGGUGGAAUUGUAGAAAAUUCUAUUCGACAGCAACCAAGCACUCGGACGUCCGCAAAAAUGACAACGAAAAUCAAACAACCAAAUACCAAGCCUCGACAAUUUGAAAUAUUGGUAAAUUUUAUGAUGGAACACAGCGAUUUGGCGAAAGGUCAAAUUAAGGGUUUAGCUGCAAAGCAAACCUCUAAUAAUCUGUGGAAGAGGCUAGAAAAUGAGCUUAAUUCAUGCGGACCUCCAACUCAUAACUUCACUGAAUGGUAAAAGAUAUGGGCAGAUUAUAAAAGCAAUAUUAAGGCGAAGUUGCGAAGGAAUAAGGAGAGCAUGUCGGGAACAGGAGGUGGACCAUCGAGAUUCUGUUCAUUAACUGCGACGGAAGAACAAGUGGUUGCGUUACUGAACAUAGAUGAAUCUAUAAAUGGCGAGACUGAAACAAUGCGCUUUGGUGCUACUACCUUCGGCGAUCCUGCAUCAUCUAGCCCACUUGACUGUAUAAACUUGGAGCCUGAAGAAUAUCCAAGUAAUGAUGCAGAGAAUCAGCCACCGAAUGCUAUCCCCACUACGCCACCGAUUGUUAUUGCACCCCCGAAUCGCGCACGCUCACUACCACUCGGCAAAGACAAUUUGCUAAAACUGCAAGUGGAAAACCAAUGCCAAUAUCACGAAAAUUCGAUGAAAAAGCUGGACGAAGUAUGUGAUAAUUUAAAUAGUUUAAGUAGAUAUUUUAAGAGGAAUGUUGAGCUCGAAGAGGCUAAACUUCAAUUAAAACGAGAAAAAUUUGAAUUUUUCAAAAAAAAUGAAAAAAAGAAAAGAAAACUGAAAUUAAAAGCACUGAAGCUAAAAGCUAAACUUUGUAAAUAGUUGAUUUAAGUGUAGUUAUUUUUACGAAUUCAUAUUUUAUAAGUUUUUUGUUCCUUUGAAGACUGAUGAAUUGUUUUUUAAGUUAUUUAUUUUUUAAAUAGCAGAUUAAGGUACAGCAGUUGCUUGGUUGUAUUAAUCAAAAAUAAUGAAUAUUUUUUAUUUUUAUGAUAAUUUCAAAUCCAAGCAAUCAAUGAAUUAGUUGUAUGUAAUUUUUUGUUGAAUUGUUACCUGUGAAUGAAAAGGCUAAUGAAUAUUUUUACAUUUUUUUUAUAUACCAAUGAAACUAAACUAUAUUUUGUGUCUUAGGUUCCUAGAAAUGUUUUACAUAUGUAAUUUUAUAAAAUGAAGACUGAAAAAAUACUUUUAUUUUAUUUAUUUAUUGUUGAUA